Molecule: messenger RNA, 2853 nt
Organism: Motacilla alba alba
Lineage: Eukaryota; Metazoa; Chordata; Aves; Passeriformes; Motacillidae
Exons: 5
Coding region: 1-870 (289 amino acids)
Source: RefSeq, a predicted model, not a curated record
AUGGAUGGAUGGAUGGAUGGAUGGGAAGGCCUGGAUGGCCGUGGGGCAGCCACGGGAUCCGCCACGGGCGGAUCCGCGGGUGCUGCUGUGCGGGGCCGGGGCCGCGGCACCUCGGCGAGCGAGCGAGCUCCUUCCCCACUCCCCUGCCUCUCUCGGCCUGCGGGAGGGCAGCGGGGGGCGCGGAGCCAGGAGCAGAGCCCUUCCAAAGGGAGCCCAAACACAGGCACAGGUUGCCCGGUGAGAGCUGUCUGUCCGCCAAGGAGACACUUAAAGCCGCCCGGGCCGCUCUGGGCCUUCUGCUCUGGGUGGCCCUGCCUGAGCUGGAGGCUGGACCAAGUGACCUCCAGAGGUCCCUUCCGACCUCCAGUGCCCUGUGAUCCUGUGAAAUCCCGUAGAGCCUCGCCCGGAAAAAGCAGAACUGAGGAUUCUCCUUCACCUUUUUCUCCUGGACCUUCCUGCAAGCUCUCCAAUCAGUACAUAAUUCAAGACCCACAUGGCUGCUCAUUUCAAGAAAUUGAUGCCUGCCGAAGAUCAACCGAAUAUUAUCAGCUAAGAUGCUUCUACUAUAUCGGAUCAACUGAAAGAAACUGGGCACUGUUGGAAAAUGAUCACCCACUGUCUGGUCAGAGCAACUAUCCCAACACAAAGAGAGAGCAGCCCCUCUCUGUAUCACAUCAGAAGUUCACUUCAAGGACUCUGAGGUUGGCUCCUGCUGCUAGAAAGGCUAUCCCAAAUACUGCUCUGUGUAGUUUGUCUCACACACCAGUUCACAGUCCUAGUGCCCACAGAUCAUCUGCUUCACCCCUCCUGCAGCCUCACAUGCUUUUGGGCAGUCAACAGGAAGAAGGCAUUUCAAAACUCUGUUCAUGAAACCUACUCUGGGGACCUCCUUGAAAAACAUGCCGUUUACUUUACAGAAAAGAAGCAGUGUUUUAUCACCCAGAUCUUGAAGACAUCACAUCAACCUUUUCUUGUAAAAUAUAGGUAUUAUAAUCCUUCUUCCAGAAAAAGGAGCUCCUCCCUGGGCAGACCAUCAAUUAAAUCAGCAGGCAUCAAGAGCAAGAGAGAGAAGGCUUACACAGGUGCUGACAUCAAUGCUAAAAGUUACACAAUUUUGUUUUCAAACACAUCAUUUGAAUCAUAACUGUUUCUCACUGUGCUUUUAGUCUUUCAGGUUUUUAGAGGAUGCACAUAUGAGACCACAUUCUGCUCACUUUUCUCAGCAGCCAGUCGAGGUUAGUGUACCCAGUGAGUUACAAAGAAAAAAGGGCAGAAAACACUACUUAUACACAAAAGUUGUCCUGGUUAUGUGGAAAUGAAAUGGAUAAUGGAGUGGCUUUGGAGAAUCUUUGUUAAGAGCAAAACCAAAAUAUUCAACUAUCUUAUGAGAAGUGACUAAGGUUGUAAUUGAGAAAUCCAGCAUGCAGGGCUAGAUAGGGUCAACAGGCAUCUGUGAAUAAAACAGGAGCAGCUAAAGUAACUGGUCUCUCAGAGAAACACAAAUGGGACACUGUGAUGAGACACUGUGAUGUGGAAAACAGUGCACCCCUGUAGCCCCACAUUUCUCUUCACAGAGAAAAGCAAGGUACAAUUCUUUCCAAGAAUAUUUCUGGGUUUCACAUUCUCUGAACAUCAAAGAAAACACAAAUCUCAUUUGCUGUGCCUGUGUUGUGCCAAAGUAGAAUGCAAUAUGGAGAUUGUUUGCCCAAAGUGAUGGUGUUUUGUUUCCUUGCCCUAUCGGGGCCAAGCGUGUGUGCGUAUCGGGACUGUUGGCUGACAGUCACGAGACUCGGUGCAGUUGGAGUGCAGAGUUGAGUGCUUGGCAGAUUCAGUUUAGAUGUAAGGUAACGUAGUGAAAUAUAAUAUAGAAUAAUAUAGUAUAAUAAAAUAAUUAAUUAGCCUUCUGAUAUAAGUGGAGUCCUCCUCGUCAUUUCUCUCCCCUUGUCGGGGUUGCCUGCAAAUUUGAUAUAUCCCAAUACAAAUCUGCUCUUCUGUGAGCAGAGUUCUUUCCUACUUGACUGAACUCUUGCUUUUUGGUUGGUUUACAGCCUUUCAUUCCAUCCAAAUAAUAACUUGGAGCCCAGAAAUGUCCAGAGAAAGUGCUAUUCACUCUGAUUAUGGUCACAUGUCAUGCAAGAUUUUGUCUGGAAGUUGCACUCCAUUAGUCAUCUGGAUUUUCAAGAUGAAUGGUGAAUUGAUUUAGGAAAUUUUAGUGCACUUAAAAAUAAGGGUUGCUUAACAAUAGCCAAAGCCAUGCAUGAUAGAGGAGUUUUGUAAAAUUCCUUGGUCCACAUGCCCCUUUAAAGAAGCCAUGCUGAAUUUCUACGCAGCUCAGCCAAGGAACCACAGGCAUGAUAUGUCACAGCCUUGUGCUUGAUAGUACUAUUUCAGUCCUUAUUCCAACCACCAAAACCUUCAUUUAACAAUGUUAGCUGGAGAAGCUCCUACUUUCAUUUGAUGACCUGAUAUGAUUUUUUAAGUCCUCUUUCAAAAACACAAAUGUAUUUUGCAUGUCCUUCUGAAUAAAAUGCUGUUGUAUUUGUGUGGAAUCUGUAAAGAUUUUCAGUUUUGACAGAAAUUCUGAUUUUCUUUAUAGUUGCUUCCUUUCUCUCAGGUUAUACAAGCUGAUUUCCAUUGCUGCUAAUAUGAACCUACCCAAUAAUAAUACUUGUUCACUAUUUGCAUGAGUGAUUGACACCCCAGACAUUUAUUUCACAUGAGCUGGAAUGUGAUAUAGUUGUGAUUUUGAUAUGUUGUGGAAUCAGAUUAUUUCCCCUGGUACUCUGAAUGGAAAUAAAUAAUGAUAAUACAAAGAUAUUAAAACAAAUUAUUUACUUUUUUCUCCUUUUUAUU